GAAGCCGGGGCUGUCGGCACCCGCGUGACGUGGCGGGCUGAGGCGGGUGGGGCUGCUCGGGGGACGGGCGGGAGCUGAAGGCAGCGCAGUGGAAAAUAGGAACGAGGCGGGAUUGUUUGUUGCAGUGAGGAAAAGCGGCCUUUAUCUGUGUAUAUCGUCACCGAGGCUGGUUGUACUGUAGUUAGGCGAGGCGGCGCGGGCAGAAGUUUUGAGUGUUAUUCAGCCAACGUCAGAGCCGCGCUCUGUGGUGCACUGAGGGGAAAUCGAGUCUUCUCUCUUUUGCUCCCGCUCGUUAAAAAUAAAACACAAAAUGUCUGAAGUGAAGCAGAGGAAAAAAGGUUUUCCUUCACCUGAGAGCAAUGAAGGUUCCCAGAAGCUCGAGAAGCACAGCAGCCAUGGGAAGGUUCAUGGCCCCAGGGUGAGCCACAGCCAGAGCUCUAUUGGGAUGGACUCACGGAUGGCCUUGGGUGUGAUUUCUCUGUCUGCCUGCCUGGUGAUGGCCUGGUUACUCUUUCAGCAGUCGAGUCGAUUUGCUGAUCUGGAAAAAAGGUACAAUUUCUUGCAGCAAGAAGCGGAAAGAUUCCUGGACAUGGAAAAUAAAGUCAGCUUAAUUUCUGAAAAGCUCGAGUCAGCUGACAGUAUCCUACAAGAAUCUGCCUCAUCCAUCUCUGUGAUGACCGAGUUUGAGCAGGAAGUAUCUUCUCUUCACAACACAGUAAGAGAGAUUGAGAACAAUGAAGAGACUCUGUUUACAAAGAUGCAGGGCAUUAAGGAGAAGAUCCAAAACAUUACAGAUUCCUGGAGAAGAAGCGUGGAUGAAAUGAACGCAAACACAAGUGGCAUAAAAUCUGAAGCAAAGUUCAUACAUACAGAAGUUACUUCCCAAAUCAAUAAAGUUGACCAAAGAAUUAAAUCCCUUUCAGAAAGAUUAAAAGACUUGGAAGACGGUACAGCCAGAAAUAUCAAAACAGUAAAAAGGCAAGAAGGUGAUGAAUUUGAUAGACUUGAACAGAAGUUAGACUCACAUGCAACGGCGAUUGGAAAACUAGAAGAGGAGCAGAAUAGUCUGUUAGCCAAGAACACAGACCUGAAUCAGAAACUUGCAGACUAUGAGCCUAAAAUUGAGGAGUGCAAGACCCAUUUGCCAAAAAUUGAAAGUGCUAUUCAUUCUAUCCUUAGAUUAUCAAGUGAAUUGCUAAGCAUGGAGAAGAAGGUAGAGGACUUGGCAGCACAGCUAUAUACUAUGGAAAGUAAUAUGCUGAAAGCUGCCUCUGAUACAGCAGCGAUGCACAACAUUCUUGAAGGUACACGGUACAAUGACAGCAUGUCAAAACUGCAAAAUAAAACAGCAGGUAUAGAAGGAGUAGCACGUGACAUGCAAGUAUCUUUAAGUGCUGAAGGAAUAACUUCAGAAGGCUGUAAGUUAGAAAGUGACCAAGGCGGGGAUAAGUGAAUUUGGACUCAAAGUUUACGCUGAUGGAAGAAGCACUUUAAUUGAUUAUAAGUUAUGUGACUCCAGCAUAUGAGCUGGGAGUUAAGAGGGGGACAGAGAUAUCACGUUAAAAUUUACAUUUAAUUUUCAUUGCUUUGGUUUCCGUGUUGUUACUUUUUGUUAUUACACUGUUGAGUUUGUAACACAAUGAACAAUUGAUUUCUCUAGAGAGAGCAGUUCAGGACACUUUUAAACCUCUUUUUCUCAAUGUAAGGAUAUUUCAGGUUUGCGUAUUUAUUAUUUAUGCCUAGAUUGUAUCUGUGUACAGUCAUUUUUAAUAAAAGUAUGCUGCAGUGUA
Messenger RNA from Coturnix japonica (Japanese quail), 1790 nucleotides. It is a transcript of the gene IKBIP, whose product is annotated as IKBKB interacting protein. Lineage: Eukaryota; Metazoa; Chordata; Aves; Galliformes; Phasianidae. The record is from RefSeq and is a predicted model, not a curated record.